AACUGACACAUAUAUAAACUGUUUGAAUAUUUGAAGUGGCGGGAUAGCUCAUAGACCGACAGACAGAGAUGAUCGCUCCGAUGAGCCAAACCCUAGACGAUAACGACCUCGACGACGAAGCUCUUUGGGCCGUAAUCGACUCUGCCGCCGCUGUAUCCGCUGCCAAACCACAAAACAACCACCAUCAAUCCCCCAAAAUCAGCUUCCCGCUCAUCUCAAAUUCACCAUCACCACAAUCCACCAUCACCGCAAACCCUAGAAAACAGUCAACGGUCAACGUAGAGGAAAGCUUCACCGAUCAACGGCGAAAGAAGAUCGCUAGGGUUGGUCGAUCCGACUCAAUUGGCUGUCCUUCUCCUCCGCUUGCUAUGGUGAAGCACGUGCCCCGCACGCCGACUUCUUCUUCGUCUUAUUGUUCGGAUUAUCAGAUUCAGAGUCCGGUGGAUUUUAAAUCAGACGAUUGUUCGGUGACGACGCAAUUGCAUAGCUUGGCUGGCCGCUUUCCGACUGUUGAUAUUUUCAAAGAGUAUCAGAAUACUGCUAUGGCGAUUCUAGAGAAGGGUGACUAUACCAUGAUUUGUGGGAACCCGUUUAUCAAAAAGUCAGGUUGGAGAAAGAUAUCAUUGUAUUUCAACAUCUCUUAUGAAAUUAAAGAUAAGACUAUAGAAUUUGAUGAUAAUCGUAAUGUUCAGCGUGCAGAAUUCAUUGUCCGUGCACAUAUGCAAGGGGGUAGAUUCUCUGAUGGAUGGGGCUCAUGUGACAGACGUGAGAAGAAAUUUUCAAAACCAAAUCAUGAUAUUCCUAGCACCGCUGAAACCAGAGCAAAAAAUAAAGCAUGCCAGGACCUUCUAGGUAUAGGAGAGUAUCGCCCUGGUCUAAACGCUCAGAGAUAAUAAAGAGAGGAAGCUCAUACUGUGUUGCAAAAGCCCACCUGUGUAUAACGUGACUUCAAUUUGGGGAUUGGUCGGUCCGGUAACUGUAAAUUGACUCAAAAACGCCUAUGCCAAAUCAUGAUGCCAUAAUAUAUGGCUAUGGUCUUUACAUAUAGUGGCAGCUUACACGCAUGAUUGUGAAAAUCUUUUAAAAUUUAAAGAAAGCUCUUCAGCCUCGAGGUGUAAAUAGUGAGAAAUUGCACCACUAUGUGAAGGAAGACAUUCUUUGACUGAAACAAUAAAGUGCCUAAGUAUCAAAGUACAGUGUGAGCAUUUUAAACAACCAAUCAAAAUAGUUUUGGGUCAAAACGGGUAAUUAUAAGCAAAAGGAGUCGCAUUAGGAUAACAUGUCUAACACUUAUUUAUCUUUUUUCUUAUAACUUCCAUGGAUAAUUAAUGUAACGAUUACAGGAACCCAUAUCAUAAAACAUGAGUGGUUUUGGAGAAAAUUCUUGAUAGGAAGUGCAUGAAG
This is a messenger RNA of Erigeron canadensis, 1404 nucleotides long. RefSeq lists its product as uncharacterized. Bases 69 to 893 code for a protein of 274 amino acids. The transcript has 5 exons. The record is from RefSeq and is a predicted model, not a curated record. NCBI's taxonomy places the organism in Eukaryota, Viridiplantae, Streptophyta, Magnoliopsida, Asterales, Asteraceae.